This is a messenger RNA of Coffea eugenioides, 603 nucleotides long. RefSeq names its product TMV resistance protein N-like. Bases 1 to 603 code for a protein of 200 amino acids. Gene Ontology annotation, biological process: signal transduction. NCBI's taxonomy places the organism in Eukaryota, Viridiplantae, Streptophyta, Magnoliopsida, Gentianales, Rubiaceae. The record is from RefSeq and is a predicted model, not a curated record. The transcript has 2 exons.
AUGCAACGUACAGCAUCUUCAGCCAAGAAAACUGGCCAACUGCUUUUCAGAUACCGAAAUCAAAUAUUAACACCUAAACAGCAGCAAAAACCAUGCGAUGUGUUCAUCAAUCACCGAGGAAUCGAUACGAAGAAAAAUGUUGCAGGAUUGCUCUACGAUCAUCUCAAAAGACUAGGGGUAAGCCCCUUUUUGGACAGCAAGAACAUGAAACCAGGUGACAAAUUGUUCGAAAAAAUUGACGUGGGAAUUCACCAAUGCAAGGUUGGAGUGGCCGUGUUUUCACCAAAUUAUUGCAAAUCCCACUUUUGCCUGCACGAAUUGGCUCUAAUGAUGGAGCUACAAAAGAAGGUUGUACCAAUUUUUUGCAACGUAAAACCUUCUGAACUCCAUGUUAUGGACAGCCGUACCUGCACAUCGGAGAAUUUGGAGCGGUUUAGCCGGGCUCUGGAGGAGGCGAAAUACACGGUUGGACUCACAUUUGAUACGUCAACAGGGGAUUGGUCAGAAUUCCUAACAAGUGCCUCAGAUGCGGUAAUGAAGAAUUUGGUGGAGGUUGAAGGAGACCGGACGUAUUGGAGGAGACACAAGUUUUCUUCUUCGUAA